AUGAAGGACAGUGAGUCAAUAGACAGAUUUUUCAUGAAGUUGACGAUGAUUGUCAGCGGUGUCUGUUCAUUACGUGGCGUGGUGGAGGAGACCUCCGUCGUCAAGAAGUUCCUUCGAGCAGUUCCCCCAAGAUUCAUGCAGAUUGUUGCCUCCAUCGAGCAAUUCGAUGACCUCAAGAACAUGUCGGUUGAAAAGGCUAUUGGCCAUCUUAAGGUUCAUGAGGAGAGACUUCGUGGUUACGAAAAUAAAGAGGAUGAGAAAUACCUCUUACUCACACAUGAGGAGUGGCUCGCACAGACGAAGAAGAAAGAUGCAAUGACACUUCUUUUUCACCCCCGGAAGGACAAGAGUAUGAUCAAGUGUUACUCUUGUGGAAAAUACGGGCAUUAUGCAGUAGAGUGCCACAACAAUGGGCGUGAUGAGGAGGCAAACCUCAUGUCCAUGGAUGAUGAUGAGCCCACAUUGAUGUUGGGCGAGAAAAUACUCAACUUGUUGGUGCUCAAUGAAGAGAAGGUUCUGCAAACCCCUUCAUUGAUGGAGAAAAUCAAGUGGAGACCAGAAUGUGGGUUGGGUUUAGCUUCCGCUGCCCGAACCCUUCUUGAUUAUGAUCCCCGAACACGUCACUAUGGCUACGAUCGCCCUAACCCUAGAGAAGGGUACGAUUCAGGGCAUCGUGACGAAUCCUAUGAUAAUGCAUAUGGUGGAAGAUCGGGUGGAGAAUAUGGAGUCAGAGGGUCGGCUCUGGGAGGUUCAGGCUAUGGAAGUGGUGGAGUAAGGGGUUCGGGAUAUGGUAACGGUGGAGGAAAUGCAUACGGAGGAGGGGUUAGCUCGGGCGUAGGAGGAGCAGGAUAUGGAAGUGGGAGUAGAUAUGGAGGUGGAGAAGAUCAUGGUGUUGGUUACGGUGGUGGGCGAAGUGGAGGUUAUGAAAAUGGAGGCAAUGGUGGGUAUGGGCAAGGAAGAGAUCAUGAUAUCGGCUAUGGAAGUAGAAAUGGAAAUGGAAAUGGAAAUGGAAAUGGGUAUGGAGAUUCCCAUGGAUAUGGAAAUGGUGGAGGAGUCGACGGUGGGUAUGGAAGGGGAGACGGAGUAGGAGGCCAUGCAGGUGGUUCUGGCAUUGGCGCCGGCGGUGGUUACGGAGGCCAUGCUGGUGGCUCUGGAAUUGGGGCCGGCGGUGCUUACGGCAGUGGAGGAGGUCAUGGAGGAGAGCAUGAUAAUAGCAAAGGAAGUGGAGAAGAAGGAGGUUAUGACGGUGGAUAUGCACUCACAAACUCCAUCUCAAACAAGAAUUGA
Molecule: messenger RNA, 1287 nt
Organism: Cucurbita maxima (winter squash)
Lineage: Eukaryota; Viridiplantae; Streptophyta; Magnoliopsida; Cucurbitales; Cucurbitaceae
Product: glycine-rich cell wall structural protein 1.0-like
Exons: 3
Coding region: 1-1287 (428 amino acids)
Molecular function (GO): zinc ion binding; nucleic acid binding
Source: RefSeq, a predicted model, not a curated record